AUGACCAGUCUGCUAACGAACGAAACGUAUCGAUGUGAGCAAUGCCAGGAGCUACAACGUUCUUUAGUAAAAACUUUGGGAGAGAAGAGGGCAUUGCUUUUACGAUUACAAAAAGAACAAGCGAGAAUAAGAAAGCUUUUAAGGGAAGCAGAAAAAGGAAGGAAAAGAGAUGGCGAGGUAUGAAGAUAACCAAGAAUUAUAGAAGGAUACAGAUUUCUGAGAUGCUCCAUUUUACUCGGCGUGUGCAUUCCCUGUACGAAGCUUGUUGCGUAAAUCAGUGAGGCACACAGCACAGCUAUGUUUUCUUUCAUAUGUAAGGGAGACAUAGGGCAGACUGUUCAGUCGCUUUCGAUAAUAUUUAUAUUUGUAACUGGUGUCAUCGGCUUUACUUACUUCGGUAAAAAGACAGAAAUCUGCGAUUGUUUAGAACAUGUAAUAGACCGGACCAGGUCACUCCUUGCAAACUAAUGUUAAUUUAAGCCAAGCUUUAAUUGUCACACCUUACUUUGUAAUUUCUAAAGGUGGUAUUUUGGAAAGGAAACACGACUUUUUUGGCGUGUUCCUUCGAAAAGGCGAAACGAAACUUUUCCUUUAGCGCUCGAUAUUUCAAGGUUUCACGUGAAAAUGGCAGUCAUGUGCAAGGAUUAGAUUAUUCGGGCGGUACCAGGGUGUAACGGGGGUUUGUUCGUGGGGAAAAAAGCGAACAAACAAAACAAAUCGCCGUUUUAGGUGUGACACGAAUCUCGGAGACUAAGUGCUAAAAUUAAAUGCGGAUAUACUCACACCCUUACAGCAAAAAACCCGUCAGUACAGAUACUAAAUCACGUGCAGUAUUAUCAGAAAGGUACAUGAGUUUCUGGAAUUAUCUUGUAUAUUCCCAUAAUUGGGUAGUUUGACUCAAAGGAACUGAUUAGUGCAUUGAUUACUUCAAGAAUCUUAUAACAGACAAACCUGUCCAAAGUGAGCGUAAUGUUCAGAUGCUUUUUCAAAAUGUCUCAGUUACUUCAGGUGCAAAUCUUUUUCAUGAUAAUAUUUUUUAUAUUUUGUCACAUUGACAUGCAUGACUUUCACUUGUCAUAUAAUUUGAACCCAAUCUGUACCAUCUGCUACACAAACAUGGCAGGGCAAGCUAUGAGAUAAGGGAAACCAGCUAUUUCGAUACAAAGUCAUUUUGAUACAAGUCGUUUUGUUACGAACUGCACAAAAAAUUUUAUUCACGUCAAGUGUGGUUUACCCGUGAGCAAGCUAAAAAACAAUUUGGGUGACUAUUCUUUGUUCUUUAAGCCAAGUGUGUGCAACUAUUUAUGCCUUGACUGAAUAAACUUGUAUUGAAAUGACCGGUAACUGAUAUUCAGUACGCAGUAGGUCCUUCCAAAUGGUGCAGUUUUUUUCUACCAUAUUAUUAAAUAUUUAGCAUUUUUUCUUUCAUAUUAGGAGGUGCCUAAUUUAAGGGAUGUUUCAAGACCACCGAGGGAAAGCAACGGUGAUAAUUCUUUAGAGUGGCAGCUGAACGAGGUGAGAGAGGAAUAUUAUGAUUGCUAAAAUACACACUGUAAGCAGUAUGUUUUUCACUGGAGACCUAUAACUAGCUGUUCUUAGUUCUCAAAUUAAGCCUUUGACCCUCAGCAUGAUCAGCAGCUAACUUCUCUUUAAGAAUCAAUGCUUUCAGUUAGACAAUUAAUAUUAAUAUUAAUAUUCACAUGACACUAAUAACAGGAAAUCAGAUUUAGCUAUAGUUCUACUGUAGAACCCAGGUAAAUCAAACUCUGAAAGGAUACACGAAGCAGUUUGAGUUAGCAGGGAGUUCAAGUUAUCAGGGGAAAUUUAAGUGAAAAUUUUCGUCAAGGGAAAGGAAAUUUAGUUCAAGUUAGCAGGGAAUUUGAAUUAUCUGAGUUCGAGUUUUUGAGGUUCUACUGUAAAAAAGUUUUAUUCUGGGUAUUAUAUGCAAAUUAUCUUGACAAUGUUGUAAUUAUGAACUCCAUUUCUUUUGAAAUCCUUCUAAGAACUAGCUUGUGAAAUAACCAUCCAUAUAAUUAUUAUCUAUUUAUAUUUUUUUAAAGGUCAUUGAAGUUAACAGAAAAUGGAAAGAAGACUAUGAUAAUUUAAAGCGGCAAUAUGAGAUGAAAAAUGAAAGCCUUCAGAAUGAGCUGGAAGUGACUAAAGAAAAACUUUCAAACGCACAAACGCAAGUCCUUGCACUUGGAGCUGAAGUUGAUAGGCUUGCGACCACCCUAAGUCUUUUGUAUCAAGGAGAAGGCAGUUCUGCCCCUUCAGAUUUUGAUGUGGAUGAUUAUGAAAUAUUCAAACAACAGGUAUGCAGUGAAUUAUAGACAUUCUCCAGAUCAUCUAUAAAGGGUGCACUUUUAUCUUUUUUCUCAUGAUACAUGUAGUCACUUAGUUGUUGAUUGUGAUGCUUUGACAAUGUACUGUCACUGGUGAUUGUGUCAAUUUGCUGAGUGGGACUAUUAGUGACUAGUAUGGUUUUCGUUUGAGUGUCGUAAAACCAAAACCAAAGUAAUUACUCUGGCCAAUCACAUAGGACACAGACAAUACAUUGAACCAAUCAAAACUCGAAGUAAUUACAUGUGGCUGACGCAAAGCGCGGGAAAAUGCAUGCGAGCGCGUCACAAUUGGCUUUGGUUUUACUUCUGAUUGGAUGAAAAGGUGGCGCGAAUCUUUUAAGCCAAUCGCAUCGUGUAGAAAGUGCAAAACCAAUUACUUUUCGACACUCAAAUGAAAACCGCACUAUCAUGUAAGACAAACGAUAAAAACAAACCCUUUAGACGCAUACCCACUGGACCGCGAUGAGUAAUAUCUUUCAUGACAAGGAUAAUUAUUUGUAGAUCCCAGGUGUCAUGGAAAAUGUGAAUUAUCAUUUUCUAACUUAAUAGAACAAUCGAUAAUACAUGUAUGUAAUGCCUUUUUAAUAUCACUGGGGUUUCAAACACAUUGUAUGACCUUUUGAUGGUGUUUUUCUGAUGUCACUGUGUUAAAAAACUAAGUCACUUACUUGUAUACAGUGUAUACUGUGUAUUUCAUAUUUAGGGCAAUUUUCGCAUGACCUUGAAAUGAAAACGCACGAACAAAAUAGAAACAACAAACUAACGGAAAUAGAGCGAUUUGAUUGGUUUCUCAAACGGGUAUAAACGCGCUCGGCUUUUGGUUGGUUAAAUGAACGCUCAGGUGAAAUUAAACUUCAUGCCCGAGAACUUUCUAGAAAUCAAUCGAUACUUCCCUUUGACGUCAUACUGUAACACGAUUGGCCAAUCCAACAAUGCCUUCUUCAUAUUAGGGCUUUCUUUGGCGGGAAAACGAAGAGGCCAUGUUUUGAUCUUUUCAUCCAUUGGCUGAUAAAGCAAAUAACGAACACUUACCGAAACCAUUUUUCAAGGUCAUACGAAAAUCGCUCUAACUAUAAGUAAAAAUCAUUUCAUUGCAGAUUCAAUUGUAUAAGGAAGAUUUUUCAAUUGAGAGAAGGGACCGGGAACGGGCACAGGCUGAAAAAGAUUAUCUUCAACAGCAGUUGAAAGAUGCACAAGAAAUCAUUGCCACACUUACCCAAGAGGUUAAUAAAUUAUUCUUCUUAAUAAAAAAUUUACUUCUAGUUUUUAUUUUGUUUAAAUACAGUGGAACCCCAUUAAUCUGGUUACCAAUGGGCCAAAAAAAUUAGACCAUAAUAUUGAGGUGACCAUAUUAACAAGGAUUUCUUUACGAGAAAAUGUAUUGUCGUUUUUGUGGGGGGCCAAAAAAAAAGUGGCCGUGGUGGCUUUAAGGCGGGAUUCCACUGUAUAUACUUACAUGAAUGGAACUACAGUAACAAUAAAAGACCACAGUACAUUUUUGUACCUGAUUUUUGGAUGUUUGUAGAAGAUAAUUUUAAAAUAAGUGAGAUUCGCUAAUGAAGAGUGUUUUAAUAUUAUUACCAUUAAAGGUUGACAUUUACAAGGGACAGAUGUGUCAAGAAAGGUCAAGACAGCUACGGCGUCACUCUGAUCCACGCCCUCUGCACACAUCAUGUCCCCAACUACAAAUCAUCUACCCAGUUAGUGUGCCACCAUCAGCAGCACAGCGGAGAUUGAGACAGGAACAACAAAGAAGAGUAAGUUUUGACAUUAAUUACCCCCUUCACUGCUGUGAAUUCAUGAAUAGGUGAAUUUAGGAAAAUUCAUUCACAAUUAUUAUAUUCAUUCACAAUUAAAUUCUUUCAAAAUCAAACUUCAACUAUUGUUCACCUCACCAAGAAGAAAGAUGGCUUCUUGUUUAUGCUUUAAAGGGUUUGAUUGUCUUUAUAUUUGUAAGUCUUUUUGCAUCAAUAAAUCUUGACAUUUUAACAAAUUCUACUUCUUUAGGGUAUCCUUGCUCGAGGAGCAAACCAUUACACUGCACCACCGAGUCUGCUUUAUGGAGGAGAUGUGGAGGUAGAUGAUAAAAUGACUUGAAUUGCCUUUUAUCAUCCCCGUUAUUGCUUGUUGAUACAUCCUGGAACAUUAGGAUUUUUCUUAAGGUUUAGAGAAUUAAGUUAUUAUAAAAAACAUAUGUAAAUGAGAGAUAAAUGCAUGAUAUUUCAAUGCAAGCAUGUCACUUUUGUAACAAGAUUGGUAUAAGCAAUAGUGUAAAGAAAAAGGACAUUUUACCACUCUCAGAGCACUUAGACUUCAUAAUGGCAACAUGCUGUCAUUAAAACAUCAUGUUUUUAUAGCCCAUUUUUAUUCUAAAGUACUUGACAAUCUUUUGUUAAUAUUAAAAGUGUAAAGUAUAACUAUGUCAUUGACAUAGACAUUGGGCUUCUAUGAAGACCAGCCUUUAAUGCCGUUGAGUAAAGCUUUACUGUACUACAGGGGAGCAAGGGUGGGGCAAUGGUGAGAGCACUCGCCUCCCACCAUUGUGGCUCGGGUUCAAAUCCUGGCAUCGAUGCCAUAUGUGAGUUUAGUUCGUUGUUGGUUCUCUCCUAUGCUCCGUGAGGUUUUUCUCUGGGUACUCCAGUCUUCCCCUCUCCUUAAAAACCAACACUUUGAAAUUCCAAUUCGAUCUGGAAUGCAUGGACAUGCUUACUCCUAAGGGCUUCGUGAGUAAACAAAUUACAAAAAUUACAAUAGUAAGCAAAUUCAGCUACCAUGACAUAAUGAACCUUCAUGAUGCCAAUAAACAUAAAAAAUAUUGACACAAUCGUAGGUGCCAAAAUUAUACCCAUUAGUCAGUAGAAGGCAGUAAAAGUAACUCUACAUGUAAUUCAAUGGAUUUUGGAAAUUCUUUUCAAUUUUUGGCUUUCGGGAGUGAAAGAGUAAAGCCUCAAGGAGUUAUGCAGGGUGAGAGUAGUCUAAUAGCAGCAGUAGAAUUUCUUUCAAAUCAUGGUACCUUUACAUACAGUGUAGCUUGAAUAUUUUCCAAGAGACAUGGCAGCAUUAUAGAUGAGAAUCAUUCAUAUUUAGCAAACAUUCACUCAUGUGCUAGAUGGAUUAAUAUUUGCCUAUACUAAAUAAUUAUUCAGUAUAAUUGCUAAAUUAGAAAGUUAUUAGCAAUAGGAAGUGAUCAAGUGGGCCAAAGAAGGUUAAAGGAGAUGUGGGAAUGGGGGCAGGGGGGCUAUGUUCAUGUAUUUUUAGAACCUAGAUGAAAUGAAAUGAAAAACUACAUAGUAGGUACACUGUAAAGAAAAUACGAAGUUUCCCUGUCCACUAAAACACAGGGAACAAUUAGUGCUUAUGUAGCAUUAAUAAUUUGAAAUAUUUAUUUAUUGUAAUUAAUAGAUGUGAACUCAUCAUCGAAAAAGGUAUAAUUAUAUUAGUUGUCAAAUGUGCAAGGUUACACUUGUUAUCUAAAUAAGUAUUAAAACCAAUGUUGUUCUCGGUGUCUUCAGGCUCCUUGCUUGGGCAGCAAGGGCUUGUUUACCAGGAGACUGUAGAUAAAUCUUUCAUUUUGACUGCGGUAAUCCGGAGGUCAACAAAUUCCAACAAAUAAUAAAAAUAUUAUUUUAUCUGAUCAUUUAUGGAUGUCACCAGUCUCUCUCCGGGUAACCAAUUGCUGGCAUGACGAAGGUGACUCAAACUGUUCUGUUAUUAUCCACAAAUUCACCACUUUAGAAGCAAGAACGGAACUGCAGCUGAAAUGCGCGCUUCCCACAGUUGUUUCUGGAAUGGUUACUGGGGAAGCACCCAUCAGCCAUAGGCUAAUUUUUUAUCCUUGUCCUGAGUAACACUCCCAGAAGUCUUUUUGAAAGUUAACUUACUCCAGUGGCAAAUGAAGAGGUGUCUGGAAAAAGCUCUCUUACAGCAAGGAGCCCAAAAGAGUUACCGCUUUUAAUUAUACGCACUCUUUCGUGCAGAUUUAAUCCAAUCAGAAGCCUGUUGGAAACUGUCGAAACUGUCCUCAACUUCUGAUUGGUUGAUCAAUGCCUUCAUGAAAGAAUGUGUAAUUAUUAAAGGAGGUCACAAUUUUGGGCUCCUCGCUGUAAGUGAUUUUUGGACCAACUGCUGCAUUCUCCUUUUACUUAACCUACCGUAGGUUUCAAAAGAAAAGAGAAAAUCCAGCAUGAGAUCAAAGUCACAUAACUGUAAAUUAACUUAAUUCUCAAUUUCAGGAUUUAUAUUAUGACCCAGCACAAUGUUCUCUCAUACAUUUCCUAUGAUAAUGUUUGGUUUGGGAGAAUUUGUUGUAUAAAACAAGACUCUUUUCAUUCUUGAUCAUUUUCUUUUUUCUUUUGACCUCUAUGAUUGAUUGAGCAGUGUAAGGGUGAGGAGAAACUGAGUGUUGGUCACUCUUUGGGGGCCUUUUCCAUGCACACAUUCAAAUGGUUAAGAGCUGAAAGCCACUCUUGACCAAUCAUUAACACUAUAAUCUUCUUAUCCAUUGAAGACAAGGCUGUGAUGGAUUUCGAACAACAGCUUAAUGGAUGAACAGGCCCUGAAUAGGUUAUGUUAAGAGAUGUUAUAUUAUAGAAAUGAAGGCUUUGUUGUCUGCAAUGGACAUCUAUUUAUUAUCUGUUUUAGAUAUAAUUUAUAGAAUCUCUGAUGCUAUGCAUUAAUAUUAUUUUUUGUUGAGAUGUUCUCAUUUGUAUAGUAAAAUUAUGCACUUGAUAAAGUAUAAUAAAAGAAUCAAUGAUUAUGGAAG
This is a messenger RNA of Porites evermanni, 7104 nucleotides long. Lineage: Eukaryota; Metazoa; Cnidaria; Anthozoa; Scleractinia; Poritidae. The record is from the annotation of a GenBank genome assembly.